AUGGCGACCAACAGGAGCGGUGCGGCGCAGCGGCCGAACGGCGCGCCACAAACGAAAGUCUGUCAGUUCAAACUGGUACUCCUAGGAGAGUCAGCAGUGGGCAAGUCUUCUCUAGUACUUCGAUUCGUCAAGGGCCAGUUCCACGAGUACCAGGAGAGCACGAUCGGCGCCGCUUUUCUGACUCAGACCGUAUGCCUCGAUGACACCACCGUCAAGUUUGAAAUAUGGGACACUGCGGGGCAGGAAAGGUAUCACAGCUUAGCGCCUAUGUACUACAGAGGCGCGCAGGCGGCUAUCGUCGUAUAUGAUAUUACUAAUCAGGACACAUUCGGUCGCGCCAAGAACUGGGUGAAAGAGCUGCAGCGGCAAGCGUCGCCAUCCAUAGUGAUAGCUCUGGCGGGCAACAAGAGCGACCUGGCCGCCAAGCGCAUGGUGGAGUUCGAGGAGGCGCAGGCCUACGCUGACGAGAACGGGCUCCUCUUCAUGGAGACCAGCGCCAAAACCGCCAUGAACGUCAACGACAUUUUCUUAGCUAUCGCCAACAAGUUACCAAAGAGCGAGGGCGGCGGCAGCGCGGGCGCGGGCGGCGCGCGUCGCCUCGGGGACGCCGAGCAGGCGCGCUCCUCCUCCUGCUGCAAGUGA
This is a messenger RNA of Spodoptera littoralis (African cotton leafworm), 642 nucleotides long. The record is from the annotation of a GenBank genome assembly. Lineage: Eukaryota; Metazoa; Arthropoda; Insecta; Lepidoptera; Noctuidae.